UUCUGUUGAUGGGAGAUGCAGAUGGUAUUUGAUUUUGUGUGCUUAAAUAUUUACGCGAUUCCUUUUCUACCAGCUAAAGGAACUCUCAGUGAAGAUACUAUUAGGGUGUUUCUGCAUCAGAUCGCAGCUGCCAUGCGGAUUCUGCACAGCAAAGGAAUAAUCCACAGGGAUCUCAAACCCCAGAACAUCUUGCUGUCAUAUGCGAAUCGCAGAAAAUCCACCAUCAGUAGUAUUCAUCAAAAACUAGCGGAUUUUGGGUUUGCCCGUUACCUGCAGAGUAACAUGAUGGCUGCAACACUGUGUGGGUCCCCAAUGUACAUGGCUCCUGAAGUUAUUAUGUCUCAACAUUAUGAUGCUAAGGCAGACCUGUGGAGCAUAGGAACGGUGAUAUAUCAAUGCCUAGUUGGAAAACCACCUUUUCAGGCCAAUAGUCCUCAAGACUUCAGGAUGUUUUAUGAAAAAAACAGGAGCUUAAUGCCUAGUAUUCCCAGAGAAACAUCACCUUACUUGGCUAAUCUCCUCUUGGGUUUGCUUCAGAGAAACCAGAAAGAUAGAAUGGACUUUGAAGCAUUUUUUAGCCAUCCUUUUCUUGAACAAGUUCCAGUGAAAAAAUCCUGCCCAGUUCCAGUGCUGUAUGCUGGCUCCAUCUCUGGGAGCUCCUGUGGCAGCUCUCCAUCCUGUCGCUUUGCCUCUCCACCAUCCCUUCCAGAUAUGCAGCAUAUUCAGGAAGAAAACUUAUCCUCCCCACCAUUGGGUCCUCCCAACUAUCUACAAGUGUCCAAAGAUUCUGCCAGUACUAGUAGCAAGAACUCUUCUUGUGACACGGAUGACUUUGUUUUGGUUCCACACAACAUCUCGUCAGACCACUCAUGCAUCAUGCCAGGUGGGGGAGCCAGGGACAAGGCUGCAGGAGAAGCACUUGUUUGUUCAUGUCAGUGUCAGCCCACUGUGUCGCCUCACAGUGAGACAGCACCAAUUCCAGUUCCUACUCAGAUAAGGAAUUAUCAGCGCAUAGAGCAGAAUCUUACAUCUCCUGCCAGCUCUGGCACAAAUAUACAUGGUUCUCCAAGAUCUGCAGUGGUACGAAGGUCCAACACCAGCCCACUGGGCUUCCUCCGGCUGGGAUCCUGCUCCCCGGCGCCCGCAGACACAGUGCAGACAGUCGGACGAAGACUCUCCACUGGGUCUUCCAGGCCUUACUCACCUUCCCCUUUGGUUGGGACCAUUCCGGAGCAGCUGAGUCAGUGCUGCUGUGGGCAUCCUCAGGGUCACGAAUCCAGGAGUAGAAACUCAUCAAGUUCCCCAGUGCCACCGGCUCCGUCACCACAGUCUCUCCUGUCGGGUGCUAGGCUGCAGAGUGCCCCGACCCUCACCGACAUCUACCAGAACAAGCAGAAACUCAGAAAGCAGCACUCGGACCCCGUGUGCCCGUCCCACGCCGGGGUUGGGUACAGCUACUCACCUCAGCCCAGUCGGCCCGGCAGCCUCGGAACCUCUCCCACCAAGCACACGGGGUCCUCUCCUCGCAGUUCGGACUGGUUCUUUAAAACUCCUUUACCAACCAUCAUUGGCUCUCCUACUAAGACCACGGCUCCUUUCAAAAUACCUAAAACGCAAGCGUCUUCCAACCUGCUAGCCUUGGUGACUCGCCACGGGCCCUCUGAAGGGCAGACUAAAGACGGGAGUGACCCACGGGAGUGCCCUCAUUGUCUCCUGGCUCAAGGCGGCGAGAGGCAGAAGCCUGAGCAGCAGAACAAAACGGUGUUUGGCAGAUCUGUCAGUGCUGGGAAAUUAUCAGACCAACAAGCGAAGAUACCUUUAGGUGGACAUCAGGGCAGCACGGACAGUUUAAAUACAGAACGACCAAUGGAUAUAGCCCCUGCAGGAGCUUGUGGUGGUGGACUGGCACCUCCUAUAGGAACAGCAGCAAGUUCCAGAGCUGUCCUGUUCACUGUAGGAUCUCCUCCACACAGUGCCACGGCCCCCACUUGUACCCAUAUGGUCCUUCGAACAAGAACAACCUCAGCCGGCUCCAGCAGCCCCGGGGGCUCCCUGUGCUCUGCCAGCAGCCGCGUGUGUGUGGGCUCCCCGCCGGGGCCCGGUUGGGGAGCUUCCCCUCCAGGAGCCGAGGCUGCUCCCAGCCUGAGAUACAUGCCCUAUGGUGCUUCACCCCCAAGCCUGGAGGGGCUCGUCACCUUUGAAGCCCCGGAGCUGCCGGAGGAGACACUGAUGGAGAGAGAACACACAGACACCUUACGCCACCUCAACGUGAUGCUGAUGUUCACGGAGUGCGUGCUGGACCUGACGGCCGUGCGGGGCAGCCACCCGGAGCUGUGCACAUCCGCUGUCUCCUUGUACCUCCAGGAGAGUGUGGUCGUGGACCAGAUCAGCCAGCUGAGCCAAGACUGGGGGCGCGUGGAGCAGCUGGUGUUAUACAUGAAAGCCGCACAGCUCUUAGCAGCCUCUCUGCAUCUCGCCAAAGCCCAGAUCAAGUCCGGGAAGCUGAGCCCGUCCACAGCUGUGAAACAAGUUGUUAAAAAUCUGAAUGAACGAUACAAAUUCUGCAUCACCAUGUGCAAGAAACUUACAGAAAAGCUGAAUCGCUUCUUCUACAAACAGAGAUUUAUUGAUGAAAUCAACAGCGUGACUGCAGAGAAACUCAUCUAUACUUGUGCUGUAGAAAUGGUUCAGUCUGCCGCCCUGGAUGAGAUGUUUCAGCAGACCGAAGACAUCGUUUAUCGCUACCAUAAGGCAGCCCUUCUUCUGGAAGGCCUCACUAAGAUUCUCCAGGACCCUGCCGACAUCGAAAAUGUACAUAAAUAUAAAACUAGUAUUGAAAGAAGAUUGUCAGCACUCUGUUGUAGCUCCGCGACCCUGUGAGCAGCUGCAGGCUCGUCCCUGGACCAGCAGUGGGACUGAGAAGAGAGGUUUGGGAUGACAGCUUGGGUUCUGGGUUUCCCCAGCCCCAGGAAACCCUAGUCUCCCACCUGGUGACUACCAAAGAACAAGCAUGACUUCAAAAAGGAAAACCACCCAAAAAAACUACAGACUUGUAGGAAAUCUGCCUUAUUGGAGGCGUCAGCCCUUCCCUUUUCUCUGUAGAAGCAGAAGCAGAAGUAUUCCACUUGGCUCUCAGUUUUGACGGGGUCAAUAAAUGGACCUUAGAAAUAGAAUGAUCAGUGCAGUUAUUCCUAAGGAUAAUUAAGAAGGGAACAAAGUAGGUGGCUCUAUACUCAGUUCACCAGGGCAGUGUGUGAAAUUCCACGUGUUUACUGAGGUAUAAAGUAAAUAAAAUAAAAUAAAAUAAAA
This is a messenger RNA of Lutra lutra (Eurasian river otter), 3309 nucleotides long. RefSeq names its product serine/threonine-protein kinase ULK2-like. NCBI's taxonomy places the organism in Eukaryota, Metazoa, Chordata, Mammalia, Carnivora, Mustelidae. Gene Ontology annotation, molecular function: ATP binding; protein serine/threonine kinase activity. Gene Ontology annotation, cellular component: autophagosome; cytoplasm. Gene Ontology annotation, biological process: autophagy; peptidyl-serine phosphorylation; autophagosome organization. The record is from RefSeq and is a predicted model, not a curated record.